CGGCUCGUCUGCCGACGUAAGUCUUACUCUCGAGGCAGCGAGUCUGAUUCUACAAUCUUGUAUCGGCCUCGGCAGGCGGGGCUUUCUGCCCAGUCAGAUCAGAUCACCAGCCAGCCUCGGCCUCAUGUCUCUAGCCGAUGUUCACCACGGCUCGCGAAAGCAUGCUUAGUCUUCCUGUCUGCUCUGGCCUGCCUCUACGGUACUCCAGACAGUAGGUAUUGCGCCUCUGUCACCAUCGUCUUGAGUAACGUCGGCGUUGCUGUUCCCAACUUAGGCGCUUCCGGUGCUGUGGUUAGCAGAAUAGACCUUCGCCUCCCAUCGAGUAUAGGCCAAGGAGGCGAGUCGGCGUUCAGUAGAAGCGGAUCAGAAUAUGUACAGGUUCACCUCAAUCUAGGCGCAGCCGAAAUUCAGGGCGUGUACAUUCUGUGA
Molecule: messenger RNA, 429 nt
Organism: Protopolystoma xenopodis
Lineage: Eukaryota; Metazoa; Platyhelminthes; Monogenea; Polystomatidea; Polystomatidae
Source: the annotation of a GenBank genome assembly